GGUGCCGCACACCUUUGCUCUGCGCUCCUCUCCCCUCCCCCUCCCGUCCCCGCCUCCUCGGCCGUUCAGCUCCCUGGCGUGACUCGGCACUGCGAGCCCCGGGAGGAGACGCGUUUGUGCCAACUCCUCCGUCCAGGCCUCGCUUUUCCUGAGCUUCUCCCCUUUCUCGUUCGGUUUUCCUCUUCGCUUCAAAAGCCGGAGGCGCCGCGGCCGCCCGAGCGGGCUCUGUUUGAGGAUGGUGGGUGUGAAGCCCGUCGGGAGCGACCCGGAUUUCCAGCCGGAGCUGAGCGGCGCGGGCUCCAGACUUGCUGUAGUCAAGUUCACCAUGAGAGGGUGUGGACCAUGUUUGAGGAUUGCUCCAGCAUUCAGUUCUAUGAGUAAUAAGUAUCCACAGGCUGUUUUCUUGGAGGUGGAUGUACAUCAGUGUCAGGGAACAGCUGCCACAAACAAUAUAUCAGCAACACCCACAUUUUUGUUUUUUCGAAAUAAAGUGAGGAUUGAUCAGUAUCAAGGAGCAGAUGCUGUGGGACUAGAAGAAAAAAUCAAGCAGCACUUAGAAAAUGAUCCUGGAAGUAAUGAGGACACAGAUAUUCCAAAAGGCUAUAUGGAUUUAAUGCCUUUUAUCAACAAGGCUGGUUGUGAAUGUCUUAAUGAAAGUGAUGAGCAUGGGUUUGAUAACUGUUUAAGAAAAGAUACGACCUUCUUGGAAUCUGACUGUGAUGAACAGCUACUUAUUACUGUGGCAUUCAAUCAACCAGUUAAGCUUUAUUCCAUGAAAUUUCAAGGACCAGAUAAUGGUCAGGGUCCCAAAUAUGUAAAGAUUUUUAUCAACCUACCCCGAUCUAUGGAUUUUGAAGAAGCAGAAACAAGUGAGCCAACUCAAGCUCUGGAGCUGACAGAGGAUGAUAUUAAAGAAGAUGGCAUUGUUCCACUUCGUUAUGUUAAGUUUCAGAAUGUUAACAGUGUAACUAUAUUUGUUCAGUCUAAUCAAGGUGAAGAAGAAACAACAAGAAUUUCGUAUUUUACUUUUAUUGGUACUCCUGUCCAGGCAACAAAUAUGAACGACUUCAAACGAGUAGUUGGCAAAAAAGGAGAAAGCCAUUAAAGUACAAACAACACCGGAAGACCUAUUCCAAUCAGAUUUGCAGCUCCUGGAUAAUUGCUUGAUUCUCUCCAGAGACUGUCAGUGUUGCAUUCGUUGCCAUCACCAAUAAAUCAUUGCUUUUGUUCAGAUGGUAUCACUAGUGUUUUUAUUGUAAUCUUGAUACAUGCAAUUGUAAAUAAAAGUCAUUACUUUUGCCACCCUUAAAAUUUGUCAUUUAUGUAAGUAUUUUCCCAUACUUUUUAUUUUAAAAUAAGCCAGCUUCUAAUUUUAGGAGAGAUUUAAGUGUCUGAUAGCAAAUCAAUUGAAAGCUAGUUUCUCUCUUUAGAGGAGCAAACCUGUUGUAGGGAAUUAAGGAGAAUGUGUGUACACAUACAAAUACAGGCACACAAAGCAAGUGAUUUUAAUAAAUAGACUUGGAAUAGCUAACCAAUUAAAAAAUGAGUACUGACUUAAAUUUUUAUUAAAAGGUAUUUGCGUAUCUGGGGAAAAGAAAUUACUAACGUUACAAACUACCAGAAAUAGGACCAGUGAUUUAGCUCACUGGUUUUGGUGCCUGCCUGGCAAGCACAAGGACCCAAGUUCAAUCCCUGGUACCAAAACAAAACAAAACAAAAAACUUAUACAAACUACCAGAAAUAUCAGGUUUAAUGAGAUUGAACUACUAUUACCUCAAACUGUUAGUCUACAUAGUCUCAUGGAAAGAUUUUAAUCCUUUCUGAAUAGAAUAAAUGUUAAAGUUUGAGUCAGCCAUUUUCUUUACUAAUAUUGGAGUGUUAAAGUCAGACAGUUGGAAAAGAUACAGAACAAUGAACUGAAACUAGAAAUUACAAUCUUCAAUUCAGUGUUAGCUACCAAAACACUAGUAUUAAUGUAGAGAAUAUGAUGUAAGAUUGAAAAUGAGUUGUCCAAGUGUUUAAGACAUUUCAUAGAAGACUGGCUGAUAAAACAUUUGUUGUU
Messenger RNA from Fukomys damarensis (Damara mole-rat), 2062 nucleotides. RefSeq names its product thioredoxin like 1 (gene Txnl1). NCBI's taxonomy places the organism in Eukaryota, Metazoa, Chordata, Mammalia, Rodentia, Bathyergidae. Bases 236 to 1105 code for a protein of 289 amino acids. The record is from RefSeq and is a predicted model, not a curated record. The transcript has 8 exons.